Closterium sp. Naga37s-1 is the source of this 546-nucleotide messenger RNA. The record is from the annotation of a GenBank genome assembly. NCBI's taxonomy places the organism in Eukaryota, Viridiplantae, Streptophyta, Zygnematophyceae, Desmidiales, Closteriaceae.
AUGGGCCAUAUUGUACGGCACGACUGGCAUCAGGUGGAUGACAGCUCGCGAGCCGCUGCACUGCUGAGAGCGCUGGCUGGUGGAAAUGGUCAGCUGGAGGGAGGAGUGGAGAGCGGUGCAAAUGGUGUGCCGAGUGCAGAGCAGCAGGACAGCAUCCAGCGGACCAUGGUCUUUGCCAACGACGUGGAAUCGGUGGACGCCAUUGGCCGGCUCCUCCAGCGCCACCUGUCCUCCUCUGCUGCUGCCACGUCAGCAGUAGUAGCCGAUGACAUGGCGGUAGGAGGAGCCGCUGAUGUGGCAGCAGAAAGGGGUGCUGACGUGGCAUGGUGUGCAGUGUACCACAAGGACGUGCCGCUGGACGAGCGGGAGCGCGCACUGAGAAGGUUCCAGGAAGGAGGGGGUGUGCUGGUGUGCACUGAUGCUGCUUCAAGGGGAAUUGACGUGGAGCAUGUGUCUCACGUGGUGCAGGCCGAGUUCGCCCUCAACGCCCCUGGCAGAGACGGGCAGACCAUGGCAAAGAGCACAUUGCUUCAGAUUCAGAGCUAG